Prorocentrum cordatum is the source of this 474-nucleotide messenger RNA. NCBI's taxonomy places the organism in Eukaryota, Dinophyceae, Prorocentrales, Prorocentraceae. The record is from the annotation of a GenBank genome assembly.
CAGGCCUGCUGCUCAGCAUGGCCGUGCCGCUGUCGCUGCCCUGCACGGCGCUCUUCUUCGCCGUCAGGCACGCCGUGGACCAGCACAAUCUCUGUCACAACGUCUACAUGUCCAGCUUCGAGAGCGAGGGCACCUUCGUGCCCCGAGUGCUGCACUACGUCCGAUUGAUCGUGGCGACCUGGUGGUUCUUUAUGGGCUGCGUCACGCUGUCAGGCGCCAAGAGGGCGAUCACGACGAUCACCAACAUGAGCGACGAGGAUGCAGCUGCCCGCGGUGGUCGCGGGCCGUUGCAGGUGAUUCCAGAUAUUGUUACGUAUUUUGCUACCAUGAUGGUUCUGUUAUCGCUGAUGAUGUUUAUUCACUCGUUCUGGACGCUGCUGGAGUCGACGCACCUGCUCGCGUGGGAGGGCAUCAAGGCAGUGCUCGAGAAGGAGCAGGCGCACAUAUUCGACCUCAUGCCCGUCCCCCAGGACA